Molecule: messenger RNA, 1671 nt
Organism: Penicillium samsonianum
Lineage: Eukaryota; Fungi; Ascomycota; Eurotiomycetes; Eurotiales; Aspergillaceae
Product: PLP-dependent transferase
Exons: 2
Coding region: 1-1671 (556 amino acids)
Biological process (GO): transsulfuration
Molecular function (GO): cystathionine gamma-synthase activity; pyridoxal phosphate binding
Source: RefSeq, a predicted model, not a curated record
AUGGCCCUUACUACUCCUCCGCUUGGCUACCCCGUACCGACCGCCCGUCAUGCCGUAUCUGUACAGCUUCCCACCUGGUCCGACAUGUGCGAUUUUGCCGCUGGUGACCCCCGAGUGAAGUCAGCACAAAGAACAGGAUAUCCACGGUCGUUUCUGCAUAAGGAUGUUGUAGAGGUGUCCAAUGCGAUUCUCAGACGCUUCCACUCAAAUGACUCGGUCCUUGUCUAUCUCAGUGCAGCAUCGGCAUCAGCAUGCAGGACUGCAAUGGAGAAGAAUGGCGACAAGGCCGCAGCAUCUCAAAUUGUCAUCCGUGUGAUCGAGGCCAAUAUCAACAGCGUUGACCAGGCUGACCUAGCAGGGUCGCUUGUUUACCUCCAUGCUGUGUUCUUCCCAAAGACCCUCUCGCCUGAAGCGCUGACAUUCUGGAGACUGACGGGCCUCGGGAUCUCAUCGAGGCUGGCAGAGGCAUGUCUGAAGUAUCUCGGGAGUGUUCGCGAAGCGUGGAUGCCAGGAACAAUGACAGCCCAGCUGGCGCCCACAAAAUCCGGUACAGUCUCCCGUAAUCGGGUAUGCACGAGAAUUGUGGACCUCCUCCAGCGAGCUCCCCUCGACCCGCAAGCAGUGGAGGGUCUCACCGCGGAUGAUGUUUACCUCUACCAGACGGGCAUGGCUGCUAUAUACCAUGUGCAUCAACUACUUCUAGCCUGGCGGGGAACAGAAAGCGUGGUGUUUGGGUUUCCGUAUGAAUUAACCCUGAAGCUGCUGGAGGAGUAUGGACCGCGCACUCGGUUCUACGGCUUCGGCACGGAAGAGGAAAUCGAUGAUUUAGAGGCCUAUUUGGCUCUAGAGGCUAAAGAAGAUAGAACAGUUCAGGCUGUGUGGUGCGAAUGCCCAUCGAAUCCGUUAUUGAGAACACCCAACUACGCUCGUCUGAGACGGUUGGCAGAUCAAUAUGGGUUUGCCAUCGUGGUUGAUGAGACAAUCGGCAGCUUCGCCAAUGUUGAUAUGUUUGGAGUGGCCGAUAUAGUGGUCACGUCGCUUACAAAAAGCUUCAAUGGAUUUGCAGAUGUGAUGGCUGGAAGUAUCAUUCUCAACCCUUCAAAGCCAUAUUAUCAGGAUCUCAAAAAGCUCAUGUCCCUGAACUACGCCUCCGAGAUCUACGAUGGAGAUAUCGCCCAGCUCGAGUUGAACAGUCGGAGUUUUCUCGCGCGUGCCACUAAAAUCAACACCUCCGCUUCGUCGCUCGUUGAUCACCUUUACGCCCAGUCAAAAGCCCCGAACAGCAGCAUCACCGCGGUCUAUUAUCCUACGGUCUGCUGGAGUACGGAAAACUACCGCGCACAGAUGCGCCACAACACGCCUGAAUUCAAUCCAGGGUAUGGAGGGCUUUUUACCCUCGAAUUUGACACUGUGGCAGCCUCGGAGGCCUUCUUUAACGCGUUGAAUGUUCAUAAAGGUCCUUCGUUGGGGGCACAAGUCACUCUUGCCCAACCUUACGUUCAGACUGUCUUCAGCAAAGAGAAACCCUGGGCAGCCAAGUACGGAUUAAGGGAGACGAUUGUUCGGAUUUCUGUUGGGUUGGAAAAUCAGGAGGAGCUGUUGAAGGCAUUCCAAGUGGCGGUCUACGAAGCUGAUAAAAUCAAGCUCUCCCCUCUUCGCUCGAACCUGUGA